AUGGAUCUUGUCGACGUUUUUGCACUAAUAUUUAACUUGAUUUCUACACUUAUCGGUUACAUAAUCCAUUAUAUGUAUCUUGAUAAGCUUCCAAGAUGGGUGAUAUCACUGAAAUUUUUCGACGGCGACUCCUAUUGGUAUUAUUUCAAGUUUGAUCGCAAAUUUAAGCUAAUACAAUAUCUCAGGACUCAAUGUCCAACAUGGGAAGAACCUCAGAAAGCGCUAGGACGUACAUUUGAAAUUAAAGACAUUAAUUCACUUAAGCUUGAAGAUUUUCGAUAUUUGAACAAAUUUGUUAAACUAAAUGAUGAUGACGAUCUUACAUUUAUUGGGCAAUGCAUUAUCAAGCAAUUCAUUCAUGAUGUAGACAAGCGAUGCGGUCUAAUCACUCAAUCAGAUGUCGUAAUAUAUGGAUAUUUGUUUGGGGGUAUCAUACACAGAUACGCAAAACUUCAUAAUGCAGGUGAGAACGUGAUUAAAUAUAUCGAAACGUUUGCAAAAUGUUUCCGUAAUAAAGAUGAAAAAAUUUUUGCUCGCAAUUUUGACGAGUCAGGUAUUUACUUCAACUACAGAGAUGGCACUUAUAGCAAAAUGCCAUGUCGGCCAGAUUUUCCACCAUUGAAAAUUAUUAAUGAAGAUCCUGAGUUUAAAUAA
Messenger RNA from Trichomonas vaginalis G3, 654 nucleotides. RefSeq lists its product as uncharacterized. The record is from RefSeq and is a predicted model, not a curated record. NCBI's taxonomy places the organism in Eukaryota, Parabasalia, Trichomonadida, Trichomonadidae. The transcript has a single exon. Bases 1 to 654 code for a protein of 217 amino acids.